This is a messenger RNA of Patella vulgata (common limpet), 2232 nucleotides long. Its product is annotated as cartilage matrix protein-like. The transcript is spliced from 8 exons. NCBI's taxonomy places the organism in Eukaryota, Metazoa, Mollusca, Gastropoda, Patellidae. The record is from RefSeq and is a predicted model, not a curated record. The coding region runs from base 11 to 1810 and encodes 599 amino acids.
CGAGAAAUUAAUGCAGUAUCAUUUCAAAGAGGGAUAUCAUAAAUACACAAUGUUACUCAAGGUAGCUGUAGCACUCCUCUGUGUCGGGACUAUCACAGCCUACGAUGUGAAUCUUGGCAGCAUACUCGAAAGACGAAAUGUUGGUGGUCCAAAUAUGGAAUGUGGAAAUGGUAGUCCCACAGAUAUUUAUUAUGUCUUCGAUCCUGCUUAUCUUGGCAUUGAAAGAACUUCCUGGGUCACUCAAUUCAUCAGUCACACGCUCAGUGUCCAGGAAUUCCGCCACAUGAGAAUUGGUAUCAUUAGUGGAUCAUGUCCAUUGGAUGCUGGAUUCGACCUCAACCAAUACUCAACCCUAUCAGCAAUUACAGAAAGACUUCACUUCUAUAACCAACAACAACUACCAAAAUUAGUAGGAUCCUUGACCACUGCCUACUCCGUUGAUGAGGGUGGGCGUCCUGGUGCCAGAAAAGUUGCUGUUGUCUUUAUUGGGGGUGAGAACAUUGAUCACAUGGCGGUAAUUAGAAACGCCCAGGCAGCUCGUGAAGCUGGUGUUGAUGUUUACUUUGCUGAUGCCGGAAAUGCUGACCCGCGACUUCGUGCCGCCCUCGAAGAAGAUGGUUUCCGUUUGACUGGUGUUGGAGCUGGUGCCAAACGACAAGCUAAUGCUUUUAUCGAGGCCUUGUGCAAAGUACCAACCACACCACCACCUGCUGCUGAAGAAUGUGGAAAUGGUAGUCCCACAGAUAUUUAUUAUGUCUUCGAUCCUGCUUAUCUUGGCAUUGAAAGAACUUCCUGGGUCACUCAAUUCAUCAGUCACACGCUCAGUGUCCAGGAAUUCCGCCACAUGAGAUUUGGUAUCAUUAGUGGAUCAUGUCCAUUGGAUGCUGGAUUCGACCUCAACCAAUACUCAACCCUAUCAGCAAUUACAGAAAGACUUCACUUCUAUGACCAACAACAACUACCAAAAUUAGUAGGAUCCUUGACCACUGCCUACUCCGUUGAUGAGGGUGGGCGUCCUGGUGCCAGAAAAGUUGCUGUUGUCUUUAUUGGGGGUGAGAAAAUUGAUCACAUGGCGGUAAUUAGAAACGCCCAGGCAGCUCGUGAAGCUGGUGUUGAUGUUUACUUUGCUGAUGCCGGAAAUGCUGACCCGCGACUUCGUGCCGCCCUCGAAGAAGAUGGUUUCCGUUUGACUGGUGUUGGAGCUGGUGCCAGACGACAAGCUAAUGCUUUUAUCGAGGCCUUGUGCAAAGUCCCAACCACACCACCACCUGCUGCUGAAGAAUGUGGUAUUGACAAGCCCACUGAUAUUUACUUCGUUUUUGAGCCUGCUUAUCUUGGCAUUUCAAGGACUGCCUGGGUCACUCAAUUCAUCACUCACACGGUCGGUGUCCAGGAAUUCCUCCACAUGAGAUUUGGUAUUAUUACUGGAUCCUGUCCAUCAGGUUCUGGAUUCCACCUCAGUCAAUACUCAACCAUAUCCGCGUUUAUGCAAAGGCUUGUCUUUUAUGAUAAUCCAAAACUUACAACGUUAAUAGAAUCCCUGACUACAGCUUACUCCGUUGAUAAAGGUGGACGUCCUGGUGCCAGAAAAGUUGCCGUUGUCUUCAUUGGGGGUGAAAAAAUUGACGAUAUGGCUGUAAUUAGAAGCGCACAGGCGGCCCGUGAAGCCGGGGUCGAGGUUUACUUUGCUGAUGCAGGAAAUGCUGACACACGUCUCCUUGGGUUUAGUUUGGCUGGUGCUGGAGCUGGUGCCAGACGACAAGCAAAUGCUUUUAUCGAGGCCCUGUGCAGUAAAAGAUACAGAAAUUGAAUUUCCCGAAUCCCAUGACAAUCUUUGGAAAAAAUAUUUGAUGUGAAGAAAACAAUGUUAGCUUUUGAUUGUUUCUGAUGUGUGAACGGUGCACCGGUUGCAUUACUAGAUGAAGUGGUUAACACAUGUUCAGAUUUAUAAUGUUUUGGUUGCGACUUUGAAUAAUACCAGUAUAUUAAAAACAUCUUUAUAUCACAAGGAAAUAUCAAUAGUGUAAAACAAUACCUGGACAUAAUAUACAAAUUAGUAAAUAGAAAAGAUCAGAUCCGUAUAAAAACAUUUUUCAGCCUCAUAUUGUGCUCAAAUUUUUGGGGCAGAGAUUAAUAAGUAUAAAAUACUAAAUAUUUUUAUUUACUCAAAUAUGUUGAUUAGCCAUCUUAUCAUUUAUGAUUGUUGUUAAUAAAAAAAUUUUUUAAAUAUAA